AUGCUUGCGAUGUGAUUAUGUCUGCCAAAUGAUCCUGUCAUAUGUCUUUGUGUCUGCCAGAUGAUUCUCGAGGGCAGUCCCGAGUGGCAGUCAGAGUACCAGUUGGGUACCUCCAAGGUCUUCCUGCGGGAGAGCUUCGAACAGCAGCUCGAGAGGCGCAGACUGCGGGUCGAGGCCGAGGCAGCCAUCAAAAUCCAGAGAAACGUACGCCGGUACCAGGCCGAGAAGCGGUACCUGCGGACCCAGCAGGCUGCGGUCAAAGUACAGAGCUACUACCGCAUGUACCGGGACAGGAAGAGGUACCGUACCGUCCGCAACGGCAUGGUCAAGGCCCAGGCCAACUUCCGAAUGAAGCGGCAGCAGAAACGAUUCAGCGAGAUGAAGGGUGAGAUGAAGCGUCGCAUGCUAGCCGAACGGGCUGCCAGGGCCCGGGCCAAGACCUCGGGUGAGCGACGGGACAACGAGAGAGGUGUCUCGAGAGCGGUGGCCGGUGUCAACCACCUGGAGAUUCCUGCGGAUCUGGCGUUCAUCUUCAGUCGGCUGGAUGACUGGCACCCCGCCCACACGGACCGCAACCUAAUGAAGAUCGGAGCCCAGGUGGACCCGCCCGAGGAGCGCUUCAAUCUGCCACACGACAUCGACUACCACGCCUUCACCAAGUUCACCAACAUCUACUUCAAGGCACACCUCUGGGGCAUGAAACGGGAGCCGAUCCGCACUCCAUUCCUGGCCAAGGCGAAGGAGUCCGACUAUCAAGAGUCACUGGCGUUGUUCAAGCUGAUUCUGCGCUUCAUGAACGACAACAGUCUGAACGAUGCCAGAGAGAAGGCACUGGGAGACUACAUCGUCAACAAGGGUCUCACCAACGAGAAACUUCGUGACGAGAUCCUCUGUCAGCUCUGCAACCAGACCUGGAAGAACGACAAUGAGGCCAACGCCGAGCGAGGCUGGCUGCUCAUGUCCAACUGUCUGUCUGUGUUCCCGCCCAGCGACAACCUCUACAAGUAUCUGCUCAAGUACGUGUCAGAUCACGGUCAGAACGGUUACGCCGCCGACUGCCAGAAGAAACUGCUGCGCUCACCACCUGACGGCCGACUGAGUCGGGUCUACCCGCCCACACUACUCGAGUGGAGGUGCAACCGUAAGAAGCAGCAGAUGGCUCUGGAAGUCUCCUGUGCAGACGGACAUACGUGUUUUGCGCCCGUGGACUCCUGGACCACAGGCGAGGAGCUUGCCGCCUACGUCCUGGAAAACCGCGGUAUCGGCAGUACAUUCGGCUGGACCGCCCAAAUGACAGACGAGGGGGACCUAUACGAACUGAGCGGGGCGGAUUAUGUGAUGGACGUGAUUGGAGAGACGGAACUGCCUCCUGGCUUCCCGGCCGGAAGGAGUGGGUUCAUGGUCAGCGAGCGUGCCGGGUCAGGCAAGCAGAUGAUGUCAAUGGAUCACCAGAGCUCACCACCGGCCAAUCGGAAAGAAUCCAUUAACAGUAUCGGACAGCUCUAUGCUAAGCCCCUCCGUCAGCAGCUGCGUGAACAACAGCGGCGUACCUCGGCUCACGACGGACCGUACACGGAUGACGUCACUGGGGGAAGGAACAAGAGCCGCAGCCUCGACAACCUGCUCGAUGACGGCGAGCGGGGUCCUCGCGGUGCGCCCCACUCGCGUGCCCACCAACUGGGUCUGUCCGGGUCUCGGCUGAACGAGCGGUACCAUUCCGCUGACGUCAUCUCAGACCCCACCGCCGGAUGGAACAAACAUGGCCUCAGCGAGAGCGCGCUCAACGAAAGGUAUUUCGUCCCCAAGGGCACCCAGGGCUCGGUACCACCGGAGGAGCGGGUCGGGGGUGUUCGUCACGAGGAGCAGUUCGAGAAGAAACAAAAGGGCAGACGUCACUCGGCAGAGAGCGGGUACAGAAAACAUGAGGCCUACAACAGGGUGGACGAGUUUGGAGACCCCAUCGACGAUGCCUUCGAGGGAGAGUUCCCGCCAUUCGGGGACGAGCUGGAUGGCAGUCCGUCUCCCCGCGCUGCAAGGUACGUCAAGUCCCAGAACGCCGGGAAGCGAAGCGGUCAGAGCUCAUCGCGAGCCUACAUCGAGAGCAGGCUGACCGUGGAGAAAGAGUACCAAGUGCGCAGCUCGGCCAUGUCAGACACCAGCGAGGCGCCCUCUCUAGCCUCACACGUCCGCCGCGUGCGCGUGCCGUCUCAGGCGAGCGACAUGGAUCAGUUUGUGGACGCACUAUUCAUCCCCGCUCUGGAGGGGAGCCUGGACGAGCUCUCGGACGCGCGUUCACUGGCUGCCUCAAUCAAGGGAGGAGGUCGGAGGACGGCUGAAUCAGCCACUUCGGCUAGGACAGAGGAAGAGGCUGCUGAUGAGGGUGCUGAAGAAGCAGCUAGUGAUGCUGAGUCACAGAUGGAAGAGCUUGAUCUAUCGGUAGAUUUCUUUAGGUGCCGGCGCGACUCUCUUCGUCGCCGAGCGGUGGUGACCCAGCAGAACGUAGAGGAGUAUCUGGAGGAUACCUGUGGUCCUGUCAGCCCCGGUCUGGCCACGCUGACUGAGCCGGUCGCACUCGCCUGUGCCAUCAAAGGCGGCGUGGAGCCAGACAACACAGCCACCAGCCCUCAGCAGCAGGGACAGUUCGUGUUCCAGCCCAUCGCCGGCUCGGGGAUGAUGUCCCCACCGCCCAUGAUGAUGCCAGGAGGGAUGCCCUACUUUUCACCGCAAGGGCCCAUGUUCGGGCCUGCUACGUCACCCGAGCUCAACCAAUCAUUUGGCGAGAGAGGUGUGACGUCACCGACGCUCAGCGCUGGCCGAGAGGGGGCCACGUCCCCUGCACAAGUGCAGUAUGUGCCAAUGCCCAUGUACGGCAUGCAAGGUUUUAGCCUGCCCACCAUGCCCCUAUACGGCACGCCCGGUGUCCCGGCGCCCGACGGAUCCGCACAACCAGACCAACAACAACUCGCUUCCUACCAGCGCAUGUUCAUGCAGUCGGCCCUGGCGCAGAACAUGCAGAUUCAGCAGCAGUUGUUUAGCCAGAACCAAGCGCUGGCGCAGCUGCUGCAGGCUUCCACCGCUCCUCAGGACACCCCAACAUCCCAGGGACGCCGUCCGGAGUCUGCGGGAGCGGCCCGUGAGCCUGGCAGCGAGACCUCUCCUACAGCUGCCAACAACGAACGAAAACGGAGCACCACUUCUCAGGAGAGACCGUCGGGCAUCCCUCCCGCGCCGCCCAUGGCCAUGACUCCCGAGGAGAUGGCUGCCUUCAUGGAUCCCUCCUACACGCGCGCACGCACGGUCCGCAUUGGCAAGUGGCGCUGGCCACCGCCCAAAGGCGAGGCUGGGGCCGCCGCUGACUUCCUGCAGUUCAAACUGCAGGCCCAGCAGAGGAAACUGAGCAGUGGUCAGAAGUCGGGCAGCCGCCCAGCCACCGAUACGAGUUUCGAGGGAGUCGAGUGGGACGAAUUUGAGAUGGAGACUGCGGACGCCGCCCGGGCCCCCUCCACGCCUGAAAAUCUCAAUAAGUCACGCGAAUCGGCCAAGUCAGUGGACCGCGAGCUGAACAAGCAGCCAAAGGAAAAGUCUGAGGCCGCCGUAAAACUUUCCUCGUCAGCUCCUAACUCAAUUAGCAAGCUAAAGAUAUCGUCUGCACUCAAAAUGAAACUGGAAGCCGUCACAUCCAAACACACUGAACGGACUAACGGUAGCACCGACUCCAAGGACACGCCCGAUGGAGGGCGCCAGAAGGUGGUGCCCAAGAAGCUGGACAUGUCCAGAAGGCUACUGCUUCAGCAGCAGCUUGGAUCAGCGCAGCCAGCUGAGAAGGUGACGUCGCCUCGGGCCGCCGAAGACCGCUCCUCUCGCCCAGGGGUACCGCCUCCGCCGCCACCCAUCGGUCCCCUACAGGUCACCAUUCCACCGCACCGGACCGCUUCAGCGGGAGACAGCAGCUCGUCAGAGAGCUCUCCGGUGAUCGCGGACCGCCGCUCGCCGCCGCGGCCGAUCCAGCCGAUACGCGGUGACCGCCGUCACCAGAGACCCAGCCGAAUUGAGCCAGACAGAAGGAGCAACGCCUCAGAGACGACGCACGUCACUGAGAAAACGGAAAAAUACGAGCUGGAGGAAUCAGAAGGUUUCCUGCGGCCGGUCGACUCCUACCGUCAGCUGGCCAUUAGCAGGGACCUGGAGUCGGUUAGGACCCUGGAGGCGGCCAAAACCCGCCUGUUCCCACCCAGUGACGCGCCUUUCGUCACCUACAACCGGGUCAGCUGGAAGCUAGACGUGCGGAAGGAGGUGUUUUCCCCAACCGAGGACGUCACCAACGCCACGGCCCUGCACCUGGUGUUCUGUCAGAUCGUACAGGAUGUCUUCAACCCGGCCUGUAUCCGCAUCAGUCACGCAGAGAGGGCCGAGGCGAAACAGAAACUGGACGAUCUGGGCGUCACCUCUGCCAACAUGCAGGCCACCCAGCUGAAGCUCUCGGUGAAGCGGCAGGUUUUGGAGCUGGCCAGGCAGUGGCCAACAUACUUCUGCAUGCUCUUCCCCGUCUCGGGAGGUCGGAACAACCCCCUGGUCCAGUUCCUCGGGGUUUCCCACUCCGGAGUUCGGCUGCUGAGACGGGAGAAGGCGGUACCCAACGACUUCCUCAAGGUCAUCGAUCACGUCCCAUUUGACGAGAUCGGCUCGGUCACCGAACACAGGGGCUCCUCCGUCCAGCUGGUGCUGAAGAACGGGGCUCGCCAGGCCUUCCACACGUCCAAGGCCAGCACCCUAACCGACAUGCUGGAGCGCUUCGUCGCCGAGAGCCAGUCGGGCUCGCACGAGUACGUCCGAGCGACAGCCGACUACACAAGCCACGAUCCGUCUCUGCUCAGUUUUAUGAAGGGAGACCUCAUCAGAGUCAUCAAGAAGAGCCAACCGACCGAGAAAGGCUGGCUGUUUGGCUUGCUGGACGGCCGCCGGGGCACCUUCCCAGCCCAGUUCGUCACACCGGUCGGCAAAAACUCGUCCCGGUCACAGAGCAAGAUUUCGAUCACCAACGGCAGUAACCCGGUGCUGGCGGCGGCGGCGGGGUCUCCAGUACCGACAGACGCCUGGUCCACCCGACCCCCGGACGACCCUCGUCUAGAGGUCGAAUCGGACAGUGACCUUUCCACACACAGUCCCGCCGGAGGUGACGCGUCCAAUGAGGGCCUGGCCGCGGGGCAUAAACCGACACAGGAUGAUGGGAAGCACUCGCUGCUGCAGUACGCCAUGCUGCACUUCCGGGAUGCCGAGGAAAAAUAUAACAUGCUGCGUGAAGAGGGAGGUGCCACCGGCUCCAUCAAAUUCGAGAAGAAAAAGGGCAAGAAGAAGGGCAAAGAAGACUGGACAUGGCGAGAGCAGGUGGAGAUGGUCAAGUGGUCUGACCAGCCACUCCAGGCCUCUCUGCUGAAACUGGAGUCGGCAGAGAGAGCGGGAUCGCACGGGAAGGCAGAGUCGGGAGAGCUGAACCGACAGGCCCUCGACUGUUUCCUGUCGAUACAGCGGUACAUGGGAGACCAGCCCAUGGCCAAGGAUAUGGCAGAGGUGGACUGCGUCUACACUAUUCUGAUGGCCUGCCACCGCGCCGUGCCACUACGUGAUGAAGUGUACUGUCAACUGAUGCGUCAGACCACCAGCAACAAAUCCACCCACCCCGACUCAUGUCAGCGAGGCUGGCGGCUGUUCAGUAUCGUGGCAGCGUACUUCUCGUGUUCGGAUGGACUCCGACCGUAUCUGUUCAAGUACCUGGAGACGGCAGCGUAUGACAAGCGACGCGCUUAUCAUGGCACGGCCAUGGUCUGCCUCCAGAACCUCCGCAAGACAUUCCGCUUCGGCGGACGGAAGAACGUCCCUAGCAUCGAGGAGAUCACGGCCAUCACAGCCGGCAGAAACUCGAAGCGACAGAUCUACCGCCUGCCGGGAGGCACCGAGCGCGUCAUCAACACGAGGAGCACCAGCGUGGUACAGGACAUUAUUGAGGACAUCUGUUCAGUGAUCAAGAUCCGCACCCGAGAGGAGAUGGACGAAUUCAGCUUGUACUGCAUCGUCGAGGGCGACACGUUCACCAUGCCGCUGGCUAGAGAGGAAUACAUCCUGGAUGUCACUACCGAGCUGCAAAAGAACGAACAGAUCUUCUACCUGAUCUUCUGUCGCUCGGUGUGGUACUUCCCACUGCGACUCGAGUCUCAUCUCUACGUGGAGGUGGUGUUCAACCAGAUCGCACCCGACUAUCUGGAGGGUCUGCUACUCGUCAUGCCCGGAGAAACGCUCCAUGAGGAGGUGGUGUACGACAUCUCCCGCGUGGCUGCACUGCUGCACCGUGCCGCCGACAUGAGUGCGGUACCCACCAUGAAAGAGACCAAGUACCUGCUGCCCAAGGCGGCACUGAUGGUGCGAGACAUCAAGCCGCCCCAGUGGGUGAACAUGGUACAGGACAGCUGGUCCGAGGUCCAUGACAAGACCCCCAUGGAGGCCAAGGCGGCCGUGCUUGAAAUCCUGGAGCGCUGGCCCCUGUUCGGCUCCUCAUUCUUCGCCGUGAGCCGAGUGACCGAGAGCAGAGAGGCCGUGGAUCACAUCCUGGCCCUCAACCGCGGCGGUGUGCACUUCCUGGAUAGCGUCACUCAUGUAAGUGCUCUCUGA
Messenger RNA from Amphibalanus amphitrite, 6663 nucleotides. Its product is annotated as unconventional myosin-XV-like. NCBI's taxonomy places the organism in Eukaryota, Metazoa, Arthropoda, Thecostraca, Balanomorpha, Balanidae. The transcript has 43 exons. Gene Ontology annotation, molecular function: ATP binding; protein binding; cytoskeletal motor activity. Gene Ontology annotation, cellular component: cytoskeleton; myosin complex. Bases 61 to 6663 code for a protein of 2200 amino acids. The record is from RefSeq and is a predicted model, not a curated record.